Macrobrachium nipponense is the source of this 8643-nucleotide messenger RNA. Its product is annotated as synaptic vesicle 2-related protein-like. Bases 496 to 1194 code for a protein of 232 amino acids. Gene Ontology annotation, molecular function: transmembrane transporter activity. The record is from RefSeq and is a predicted model, not a curated record. Gene Ontology annotation, cellular component: membrane. Gene Ontology annotation, biological process: transmembrane transport. Lineage: Eukaryota; Metazoa; Arthropoda; Malacostraca; Decapoda; Palaemonidae. The transcript is spliced from 5 exons.
UUUUAGGCUGCCAUAGGCAGGGAGCUCUUAACUAGGUAAUUACUUCAUAAGUAUACAUAAAACUUUUUUUUUUUAUUAUAAAAAUUUCAUUUUUAAAAUUUGUAUUUGUGUUCUUUCUGCUUUUAUCACAUCAGUAAUAGAAAAUUAUCGAGUAAACUAGGAACAAAGGUGAAUAUUUCAAGCCAAGUGCCCUUGUAAGAAAAACUGUGUUGGAACAGUACAAUAAUUAAGAUUAUGUGCCUGCGGCUAUGAACAUUAACUCUGUGAGUCACUGAUUACCAGCUCUACUGAUUUAAACCUGUUAUAUGCUUUAUGAAAUAUGUUUAUUUUUUACUUUAAAAUGUUUAAAGUAGAUAAGAUUUUUUUCCUCAGAUAAAGUGUAUUUUUUACUGUCAUUUUUAACAUUGUUAUAAUUCAUUGAUAUUCUUUUUUAGGAAAACCUAUGUUACUGGGUAGGUUGUUAUAAUUCAUUCAUAUUAUUUUUUAGGGAAACCUAUGUUACUGGGUAGGUUGAUUGUGGAUGAUGUUGCUCAGAUGAAUCGUGGAAGGAUAAGAGAUUUGCUUGUGCAAGACCUCAAGUGGACAACACUCCUGCUGUGGUUCAUCUGGUCAUCCUGUGCAUUCUGCUAUUAUGGAGUUGUGCUCAUGACUACAGAAUUAUUUGAAGCCAAAGGGAAUUUGUGUUCCAUAUCUGGCACAGAGGGUGUACAUACCUGUUCUGCUGACUGCCGCCCAUUAAAUUCAGAAGAUUAUUUGGAUCUUUUGUGGACAACACUUGCAGAAUUUCCUGGGAUUUUCUUCACUAUCUUAGUAAUAGAAAGACUUGGAAGGAAGAAGACUAUGGCCCUUGAGUUCAUUGUCUUCGUAGUUUCAAUUAUUUUUCUAUUCAUCUGCACUUCCAACCGUACCUGGUUGACCUUCAUUCUGUUCGUAGCUCGAGGAAUCAUUUCAGGUGUGUUCCAAGCUGCAUAUGUCUACACUCCAGAGGUUUAUCCAACAUCACUACGAGCUGUUGGUGUGGGAACGUGCUCUGGAAUGGCUCGCUUUGGGGCUAUGUUGACUCCCCUUGUUGCACAGGUCUUGACACGCACAUCAGUUCAUUUAGCAACAGCAACAUAUGGCAUUGUAGCUAUAUUAGCUAUAACAGCAGCUCUCAUGUUGCCCAUUGAAACCAGAGGCAGAGCAAUGACAUAGUGUUAUUACUGUUUUCAUGUAAAUAUAACCAAAGACUUAAAUUCUAGGGAACCAUUAUAAAAAGAUGGAAUGCGGUAACUGGAUGUUAUAAAGCUUGAUAAUGAAAAUAGCAUGUAGUCACAUGCUACAUGCUAUCAUUUCUGUAUAUACAUACUGAUACAUACAUACUUGCAUAGUCUAGCAAGUUGUUGGGAAACUUAUCAAGUGGAAGAGAAUGGUGGUAUAUUAACAAGAAAUUAUUUCUUUGUACUUUAAGACAUGCUAUGGCUGUUAGCGUCAUAGGUCAGAAUUUUAGUUCUUUAUGUCAUGGUAAAUGAAAUUUUAAAUUUUUUAAUGUGCUGCAAUUCAAAAUUACAGUAAUUAUAAAGGGAAUGUUAUUACCGAUAAGUACAUAGUUGUUACUAUAUGAAAGAAACCCUCAGUCUUAACACUAGGAUAAAUCUUCUAGUACUAGCUGGAAACUGUUAGUUAACAAAAUUGUGUAUGCAAGAGAUUCUUGGCAUCUGUGCUUGGUCACGAGUUAUGUGGGACCACCCACAUAGCCCUUAGCAACCUGUGGCCAUGCCAGUUACUGUUUUACCACCUUUAGGAUAGGGCAUGUUUCUUCUUCCUCUUUAAAGCCAGUCAGUUUACCCGCUCUUUAUUUCAUUCUGGGUUUCAGUGCGUGAAUUUGCUGGUGAUUGUAUCGUGUGACUGGAUAUUAUGGGUACCUUUAUCCCACCAUGAGAAAAUUUCUUCUGGAUAUGGUAAGAAGUAAAGGAGGGCCCUGGUAUCAGCAGAUUCCCUUGUUUGCAAUUCUGAACAUCGGUGUAUAUGGGUCUUAAUCCAAUGUUUAGUAAAUGCAGAGAGAACGUAUGUACUAUUACCAAUCCCUGUUCUGUUUGUUGUUCUUGCUUGGUGGAACAAUGGAAAAGGUUUUAUGAGAAAGGUCAGUACAAGAGGAAGGAGACGAUGCCAUCUUGGAAUUGUGAUUCAUUUACUUUUGUUUUGCCUCCAUGUGAUGCUGUCCCUUCUCUAGAGAGGCCUGUUCCAUCAUGUUUCUCCUUCUGUAUUAGAAACUUCCCAUACCCCUUCUGCUUCAUCCAAUGAUUUGUCAUUGGAUGCAUUGGGAAGGGUUUUUAGCAGAUUUUUGCCUCAUUUUGCUUCUUGUUUCCCUUUGGGGAGGGGGCCAUCACCAUCUUUGUUUCAUGUUCCAACCUCAGAUGCGCAGAGGAUGGAGGGCAUGUGGGCUUCGCUAGGCUUAUUGUCUCACUACAUAGCUAACCACUUCCCUCCUGUGCCUCAUUCUAUGGGUGUCCCUUCUCCCCCUGGUCGACACUAUACAGGCAGUUCCUGGGUUUCACAGGGGGUUACGUUCCAAUGGCCUGAUGAUAAGCAAAAAUCGCCAAUAACCACAAAUCAGCGAUUUUCAGGAUAACCAGUUAAUGGCGCCUCUGUUAGGUAUGUAUCGGCACCAAUAACCGGAAAUCGGCACAUUUCAGCGCCAAAAGUUGGUCGGCAAUUUUCGGCACUAGACAUGCGGCAUAAAACCAGAUUGCCAAUAACUGGGAAUUAAUUGCCUGCAUGGGGUCAAACGCCAUGACAUCUACAGGGUUCCACAUGGUACCAAUCCCGCAUCACGUAGGGACUCACUUUACUGUGCCUAUAGGCGAACCAACGGCCUCCUUGCGUUUUCCAUCGAGCAUAGUGAUACCACAGCCAGGAACCUCAGUGACGUCACAAUCCAACAUGGCAGUUGUCAUGACGUCACAGCCUAUUCUGCCUGCCCUCUCAACUCCGAUGACGACAGAUACAACUACACUUUCGGAUUCGGUAGUGCGCACGGGUAUGGAGAAGCUACAAGCUUCAGAGGAGAAGAUUAAUAGGACAUGUAAGAAGAAAAGACGUGGCUUCCUCUUCUUGUAUUACUUCCUCCUCAAAGACUUCAGCUUUGUCAGAGUGUUCUGUCUCUCCUGUGCGUGCUCCAGUUAGGCGUUGGAGAAUCAGGGACUUCGUGGCUGAUCCUUGUGCCGAGAGAAGAAUUAUUUCUUCUUCAUCUUUGAGCCGGGACCAUCACAUCCCUGUAAGAUGGAAAGCCCAAGUAGUCACUAGCUCCACGUCGAAAGUUAACAGCUGUCUUUUUCGUGUGGUAGCAUGGCCAAAGAAACUUCAGAGGAGGGUGUGAACGUUUCAACAAGUUCAGACGCGAGAGUGACAGAGGAUACAGUUAGAGUAUCAACAAGAAUUUGUCAAGAAUCUGCAGCAGUUUCUCAUUGGACUCCCAAGAUCACUGAGCAGGUGCCUAUUUCUCCUGUAAGUCCAUUCAAGGUGAGAAGAAAAGAUGAGAAUGUUCCAUCAAGAGAUCAUGAGUUUUAGUUUUGGAGGAUCCUCACAUAGAUGAUAACAUUCAUUCUACAAGUAGGCAGUGGAAUAGUGAGGUAGUAGUUUGCCCCUGAACUAGGCAUUUGAGGACUAGAUCUCCAACAGCCAUUGCUAGUCAUUCACCUGUAGCUGACGGCUGUAGAAGCUCCGUUUACAACGGACGUAAUGUUUCAAGAGACUUGACAGACUGGAGAGAGAAUAGACAUUCUCGUUCUCAGUCAAGAAGCACAGAAAGAUACCAUCGAUCUUCCUCACCAGCCAAUUUAUCAAGACCUUUUCAUAGAUGGGCAUCGAGUGAGGUAGGUGCUUCAGGCAUAGGAUUGAGAGGUCGGGAUCUCCACAGACAUGAUAUUGGUGCUUCAGCCAAAAGAGCUGGUGGUCAUGAUCUCCCUAUACCUUCCACUUCAGUUGAACAGAAUAUUUUGGAAGCUGAAGAGGUAGCGAUCAGGAGUUUCUUCCUCUUAUGCAGAGGUUAUUGAUCAGAUUCGUCAGUUCAAUAACCUUUCAAGGACUGAAACUCCUUCCAUGAUUGUUCCUACUGGGAUAGAAGCUCUUUUAGGACCCAAGAAGGAUGUUAGGGUGUCCUAUGAAUUGCUGUGCUCCAGUCAUGUAGAAUCAGCUUUUGUCAGACUGCUUCAUUCUGGGUCUAAAGCUAUCUCAUACUUAACCAACUUAGCACUUAAUGUUUGGGCCAAUAUCUUGUUGAUGAGAAGAGAUGCAGCUGUAGCCAAGUUAAGCCAGCUGUGGUUGUAGAUUUUAUUCUCUCUCCACAACGGGGAUAUUUUCGUCUUGAUAUCUGUUACCUAAAGACAAACUAGAAGCAGCGAUUGAUAGGCAACGAUCUGAUACUAAUGACAGACUACUUCAACUAGCGGGUAAUAAGUCUACGGUGAAUCAAACUAACGAAAGAAGACAUUCAACAAAAUCCUCAAAAGAAGACAGAGACCUACUCUGGCCCCUAAAACUACUCCAUCAGCUUCUCCAAGAAAGAAACUGCCUCAAUGGCCCCUUCAGAACGCCUCCCCCUGCUCAGUGCCACCAGCGGGGGAAUGCCUGGCGAUUCAUUCGGAGUGGAGCUGUGGGUAGUGGAUGUCCUUCAAGUAGGUUAUCUAUUCCCAUUCGACUUCACUCCACCUCUGAUGAACACCCUCUACCACACCUUUCUUUACACUCCUGGGUCUCAGAAGCUCCUUAUUUUGCAAGAGGAAGUAAGAAAAAUGAUGGAGAAGAGAGCAAGUAUCGCUUCCUUCGAGAGGAUUCUGCCUGUAUUUUCCUUGUUCCAAAGGCCAGUGACGAUUGGAGGACUGUGAUAGACCUGUCAACCUUAAAUCUUUUCGUCAGGAAGACGAAAUUCAAAAUGGAAACUCUAGGACAGUCUUAGCAGCAGUCACAGACAGGGAUUUUAUGCUGACCGUAGACUUGAAGGAUGCAUACUUCCAGAUUCUGAUCCAUCAUUUUUCCUGUAAGUUUUUAAGAUUCAGUUUUGCAGAGGUGUUUCAAUUCACGGUGUUAUGUUCCAGACUGAAAACAUCACCUCAGGUGUUUACAAGAGUAGUAUUCACUUUGUGUCAACAUGGGUUCAUGUUCAAGGGAUCAGAUUGCUAAGAUAUCUGUCGUAGCAAAGUCCAGAGGGAAGUUACAUCCUUAACAAGUCUAGGGCACCGGAAGGUGGAUUGUGGCACUUGUAGACUUUUGUAUUUCAAUUAGCAACAGGUCCCAAGGACCAGAACCCCUGUCGUUAACCGGGGACUGUCUGUAAACUUAACCAUUUUCUGGAGAAAAUGAACAAUUGAAAAAGUUAAACGUAUAUUACAGAAUAUAAGCAUUGUCAUUGUAUGCCAUUUGCAUUUUAUAUUGUUUACCUUCUCAAAAUCUUGGCUGACAGAGCACUGUUGAUAUCUUCAUUGCCCUUACUUGGCUAUUAGAAGAGAUGUAAUUUAGAGAUAAUUUAUCUUGUAUGACAAAGUUGAGUUUAAAACGUGCACAGUACUUGAUUCUAUAAGUGUUAAGUGUGAUUUUGCCACUUCUGAACAUCAGUUUUGCUUGCUCCGUUAUUUUUUUUCUUUUAUAGUGACAGCAAAUAACGUCGGCAAUCAACCAUUUUUCUAUUUGGUUGUUUACGUUGGUACGGUUUACAAUUGCUUCUUCAAUUAAUUUUAAUGUGUUAGUGGAUGACAGAGCAUCAUCAUAAGGAUUAGAGAGAGAGACUCCCCAUUGCCCCGGUUAGGUUGUUACACUAACAGAUAUCCAUUAGCUAAAGCCGAAUAAUAUUUGUGUAUUGAGAAUAAUGGUCAUUUUAAUAAAAAUGACAAAUUUGUAACUAAUUUGUAUUUUUCAUAACUAACAAACCUGAGGUCUUAACAUUAAGAUUUACUAGCGCCAAGCUGGAAACCGGUAGAAUUAAAAUUAAACUUGUGAGAUCCAGGGACUAUUGGCAUCUAUACCAGGUUAUGGGGCAUAUACAGUGUUCCUCCCGUAUUCGCGGGAGAUGUGUACCAGACACCCACACGAAUAGUUAGAACUCCCCUCUAAAAAUACCCAUAUCUGCCUAUCUUGAAAGUUCAAAUACCAAAUGUCUACUUAAAGUAUUAUCCUACAUAAAGUAUUAUCCUACAUCAAAUAUACCAUUGAAUUGGUAUUAUUAAUAUCAUUUUAAAGUCAUCUUAAACAUUUUACCAUUAGAAAUAUAUAAACAACCAAUAGCAGAGAGAGAGAGAGAGAGAGAGAGAGAGAGAGAGAGAGAGAGAGAGAGAGAGAGAGAGAGAGAGAAUAACUCCUUACGAUUUCAAUAGAUUGAAAUGAACAUCUGUAGGCAACACUUUUUUCCCCUCCCAUAAAUACAUAUAUUUCUUCACAGAAGAGAGAAAGAGAGGACUGUGCAAUUAUGUAUGUCUGUCUAUCAAUUCUUUUGCUGAGAGCAAGAGAGAUAAAAGAAGGAAGAAAUAGAAACACCAAAUGUAUACCUUAUGUAACAUCCUGCAUCAAAUUUACCUUAAAUUAUUAUCAUAUUACUGUAUUAAUCAUAGAGAUUGUAUUAACCCUUAAACGCCGAAGCGGUAAAAAAAAAUUGUCUCCCGUGUGCUGGAGGUGUUACAGAGUAAGCGCGGAAGCGGAAAAAAUAUUGUUUUCAAAAAAUCACAGCGCGCUUAGUUUUCAAGAUUAAGAGUUCAUUUUUGGCUCCUUUUUUUGUCAUUGGCUGAAGUUUAGUAUGCAACCAUCAGAAAUGAAAAAAAUUAUCAUUAUCAUAUAUAAAUAAUGCGAUACAGUGGGGCCUCGCUUAGUCACGGAUCAGCAAUCACGGAUUCAGUUAAUCACGGGUUUUCCUUGGACCACUUCUCAGUCUAUAUCACUGGUAUGAAUCCCUGGUAGGCUAAGCCUCGUCCGUUUCCGAUAACCAACAAAUGCAUGAACAGAUUCACAUUAUGAUAUUAAAUAUUAACUGACAAUAAAGGUAAUAAAACCAUUCUCACCUUAUAUAUUAUUGCAUAUCUUCAUAAUAUAUAGCCUAUUCAUGGAAUAAUCCCACAUCAUUGACAUCAACUUGUAGUUGAGCGGCCAGCAGAAAUGUAAACAUUGAGUUACACUUAACAGCACCUUUGUCAUUCUUAACCUUUUAGAAAUGUUAAUAGUAUUAUUGUAAUUACAGUAGUAAUAACAUUUAGGAAAACAUUAAUUUUCAAUUCGAACUUCUUUAUUGUUUUGGUAUAACGUAAUCAAACACGGCAGUCAUACAAACGAUAAUUGUCAUAGAUUAUCAUAUUGUUGUUUGCGAUCGGCGACGAAGCUUAAACGUAACAAAACCAUUUUACCUUAUGUAUUAUUGUCAUAAUUAUAUUCAUAAUAAAACGCAUAUCUUAUAUAUCAUUGGCAUAUCUUCAUAAUAAAAAGCUUCUUCAAGGAAUAAUUCCUUGGGGAAUGCAUUUUUCAAAAGACAAAAAUACACUUUAUAUGUUUACAGCAUGCAACGAUUACUUUAGUUUGAUGUGAUUACAUUAAUAUUACAGUAUGGUACUCUAAGCAGUACAGUAACUAUUUUUUUUAAUCAUAAAUGUAUAUUCAUUCACGAAAAAAAUACGUAUGACCACCUUGACGUCACCAAACCUAUAAUAGUCUUGUUCGUACACAAUAUGAUAGUGGUUACACCGUUCUACAAACUACCGAUGUAUUUUUACGUAAGUAUCCUCUAAAUUCUGUCAUAAAUCACUUACUUUUUUGUGGAGCCCAAAUACUACGUAUAUCCCAGAAAAUUAACAAAAUCGCGAAUUUUAUCAUAGAGCAAGAUUCACUAAUUACUGUGUUUUCUUCUUCUUUUCAUAACUAAAUGAUUUUUAGGAUACACUCAUUUACAAAUGUUCAAAUACUAUGAAUGUAAAUAGCAAAUUUUUUUUUUUCUCUCUCUCUUAUCACUUGCAGAAAAAACUAUAAUACUGAUCUAUUAUUAUCGUAAUAAAAGAACAAAAAGGUCUUUUAUUCUUUCUGUGAUUUACGAAACUGCUUCAAUACAACUUUUAUAGUUGACUCAAUGAUUAUCACAUUAUAACAGUAUACAAGAGAAUAUCUUAUCACUAUCCAUGUUUCAUUUCUUAUCACCAUAAAAAUAUUUCAAAUACAAAUUUCAUAAUGUAUUUCUCGAGCUAAACUAGUAACAGUACGCUCGUCCUAGGCUGGUCUCUCAAGCUAUUCAACAGUUACUCUCAUCCCAAGCUUCUCUCUCUCUCUUUCUUUCUUUCUUUUAUCACUUGCAGAAAAAACUAUAAUACUGAUCUAUUAUUAUCGUAAGAAAAGAACAAAAAGGUCUUUUAUUCUUUCUGUGAUUUACGAAACUGCUUCAAUACAACUUUUAUAGUUGACUCAAUGAUUAUCACAUUAUAACAGUAUACAAGAGAAUAUCUUAUCACUAUCCAUGUUUCAUUUCUUAUCACCAUAAAAAUAUUUCAAAUACAAAUUUCAUUAUGUAUUUCUCGAGCUAAGCUAGUAACAGUAUGCUCGUCCUAAGCUGGUCUCUCAAGCUAUUCAACAGUUACUCUCAUCCCAAGCUGCUCUCUCUCUCUCUCUCUCUCUCUCUCUCUCUCUCUCUCUCUCUCUCUC